This is a messenger RNA of Mercenaria mercenaria, 2594 nucleotides long. Its product is annotated as complement C1q tumor necrosis factor-related protein 3-like. The transcript is spliced from 2 exons. Bases 1579 to 2184 code for a protein of 201 amino acids. Gene Ontology annotation, molecular function: protein binding. NCBI's taxonomy places the organism in Eukaryota, Metazoa, Mollusca, Bivalvia, Venerida, Veneridae. The record is from RefSeq and is a predicted model, not a curated record.
AUUUGUAUUUGAUAUAUCUAUCGUUUUUUGUAUUUGAUACAUCUGCUAUGCUUGUAUUUGAUAUUUCUAUCUCCUUUGUAUCAGAUAUAGCUGCCGUGUUUGUAUUUGAUAUAUCUAUCGUCUUUGUAUUUGAUAUAUCUACCUCCUUUGUAUUAGAUAUAUCUAUCGCCUUUCUAUCGUCUAUUGCGAUAAUUUUCUGCUUUACAACCUCGCGAGUAUUUUUAAAUAUCGCAUGUAUAUAUGGUUUGGGGCAAGGCGACAAGGCGAUAAUUAUCGCGUUGUCGCGUGUUAGUGAGACGAAAAUUAAAGUGGCACGAACACGCUUCCGUAAAACCGUGACCUUACACAACCCUGUUUAUCCACCUCGACUAGAACAUCUUAAUGAUAUAUGGCGAGUCGCACCAAUAAUAUUUAGGUUAUUUAGCAUCGUUCUGUACAAUACGGAGAUAUAUUUGGACGAGUACCCAACUCAGAAAACCAUAUUGGACGAGCCGCAAGGCGAGUUCAAUAUGGUUUUCCAAGCUGGGUACGAGUUCAAACAUAUCUCGUAUUGUACAGUACAAUGUGAAAUAAGCUUUUUAUUCCAUAUCAAUUUUAUAUUAGUUUAAAUUAAAAAUGGUUCACUGAAUAUUGUACUUCUGCCUUUUCUGCGACUGAUUUCAAGACGCAUAAUUAAACUUUGAACAUAGAGUGCCUACUUCACCCGAUUUGCAUUCGGAACAUUUUUCACGCGUUUCGAGCCUUAUCGUUUGUUUACACGGGACAGUUUUUACCGUCCAAAUACGGAAAUAAUACAGUUUUUUUUAACGCAUGUGCGUCCAGUACUGUAAUAUAUUGUAUGGACAUGUGUUGCAAAUAAACGUUCACGAUUGGAUAAAUAAAAAAGAUAUAGAAUAGAUAUGAAAUAUUUGAAUUUGAUUUAUACAUACUAAGAAAUCCUCAAAAUAAAGGUCUAUAUAAGCCAUCGGUUUUUGAUCCUAUCCUAAGCGUAUUUCUGAAUUUGAUAGAUUGUAUACAAUUUGUAAGCUAUGUAUUUCGCUAAUAAAAUAUUUUUAAACCAAAUACUCAAAAUAGUACAUGUAUCACAAUGAAACACUAUAACCAAUUUUAUCAAAUUUCAUAUUAUCUUCUCUUUCGAGUCUUUUGUAUAUUUAUCGUUUAAUUUAGUCUGACCUGACCGACAAAACCUUAUCGAGUUUGUUCUUAUCUCGAGGAACAAAAUUACUCAAAAGACGGCCAGUCAAAAGUGACUUUGUUUUCCAUGAUCUCGUCAAUAAAUGAAUGAUGUUAAAAGAAAUUAUUAUUAUUUUUUCCGUAAGUUUGCUUGUUGCCGGCGACCAUGUUCCCACAAAAGUGGAUACGCUUGAUUCGGGUUCAGGUGAAAGCAUUUUCCAUGAUGUUUUAAAACGUCUGGAAUCACUAGAAUCAAAGCUUCGCCAGCAAGCAGACGACAACGCUAUGCUACGACAGACUGUGACGGACCUUAAAGAAGAGAACGAACAACUUAGGAAUCAGAUAACUGUACUGCAUGCGCGUCAACAAGCACGUGAUAAUGACAUGGACAAUCUCCAAGAAUAGAUGAAAGUGUUGGAAGCACGUGACCAGGAACGCAGCAAUGAAAUAAAUAACAUCAUUGACUCUAUCAGACAGCCUACAGGGAAUGUAGAUGCAGUUCAGAGUGAAAAUAAAGAUGUCACGAAGCAACCAGAACAGAAGACUGCUGAACGUAGUACAAGGAGCAUACAACGACGGCAAAAUGAGAGGAACGUUGCUUUUUUCUCCACUCUCGGUCCCCAUCUUCAACAUCUUGGAGCUAAUCAAAUUAUCGCAUUCAAUCGGGUCAUAACCAACAUAGGCAAUGCUUACAACAGCCACGCAGGGGAUUUUAGAGCACCUGUCUCCGGAACGUACGUGUUUUCUGUCACGCUAAUGGCCUAUGAUUCUCAUGAUACACAUUACAACCUCGUUCAGAACGGUACAACCGUGGCCAAUAUUUACGUUCGUGGCACAGAAGCACCAUUCUCAAGUUCAAGUAUGACCGCAGUUCUUCAACUGAAGCAAGGGGAGGAUGUCGCUAUUAGGAACGUUGACACAGAUGAAUAUCUCCAUGGUGGUUACUAUAGUACAUUUUGUGGCUUUCUCCUCACCCAAGAAUACACAGGUUUAGAUAUCGUUGGAAAGUAGAUUGAUGAAAUGAAGAUUAACAAGCAUUUAUUGUGUUCGUGUGCCUUAUCCUCAGCGAGUCCAGAGCGCCAGUUGACGUCGUUCUCCUUUUAGCAAAAGUGUUUUAUAUAUUCUUACAAGAGCAUUUUUGUGUUUUGCAUAUUGCGCCUUUAGUUGCCAAUACGUCUGUCGAGGAUUCGCCUUGUGGGAAUAUCUUUUACUUGCACUGUCCUGUAACUCGGAUAAAGUUUAGCAAAAUUAACUACUUUUAAAAAUAUCCAGUGGUGUUGCUGCCACUGACAGUUCCAUGGGGACGGCCCACUGUGUUCUUAAAUGUGUUUUUGUCUUUGUUGUCUAAUAUUUUUGAUGAUGAAGUUACAUUUUUCACUUCCUGUCAUUGCUACCUUCCGCAUUAAAAUACCUUCAAUGGA